AUGGUUGCGUGCCCAAUCUGCGGGAAGAGUGUCAAAUCGACAGAUAUCAAUCCCCAUAUUGAUUCAUCGUGCGAAAAAUUCAUCGAAACAAAAUCCCCGCCCCUUACCCAGCAGACGCAGAAACCCCCAAUCUCCGUCUCGACUUUCUUCCAAACACCAGCUGCAAAGAGAGCUGCCGGUACUACGCCGAAGUCGGAACCAGGCCCAACGCUGAGCUUUCAGCCAAAACCUCAGAGCAAUGGCAUAAUUACCCCGAGUCAACCGGCGCGGAAGAGAUCUUUUGAGGAUAUCGCCCCUCCCAUCAAAGAUGAGAGAGAGGUGGAUGCUGCAGUCGGACCAGAAGAGGAGCAAAAAGCGAAGAAGGCCAAGACAAAUGCUUUCCAGCAAGCAGCGCCUCUGGCCGAGAGAAUGCGCCCCAGAUCACUUGAUGACAUCUGCGGGCAAGAAUUGGUUGGGCCACAGGGAAUCCUAAGGAGCUUGAUCGAACAGGAUAGAGUGCCGUCGAUGGUUCUAUGGGGAGGUGCUGGAACGGGAAAGACGACAAUCGCACGCUGUAUAGCGUCUAUGGUCGGAAGCCGAUUCGUGGAGAUCAACAGUACAAGUUCAGGUGUGGCUGACUGCAAGAAGAUUUUCGCAGAGGCGAAAGGGGAGUUGGGUUUGACAGGCAGGAAGACUAUCAUUUUUUGCGACGAAAUACAUCGGUUCUCGAAGACACAGCAGGAUGUGUUUCUGGGACCCGUCGAAUCUGGGCAGGUCACCCUAAUUGGAGCCACAACAGAGAAUCCCUCUUUCAAAGUUCAGAAUGCAUUAUUGUCAAGGUGCCGGACAUUUACGCUGGCGAAGUUGACAGACGAUGAUAUAUUUCGGAUACUUGAGCGAGCUCUUACCGUGGAGGGACACAAUUAUACGACAUCAGACCUGGUAGACUCAGAACUCCUCAGAUAUCUUGCUGCAUUCUCAGAUGGAGAUGCUCGGACAGCACUCAAUCUCUUGGAAUUGGCUAUGGGGCUAUCAAGUCGACCAUCGAUCACCAAAGAAGAAAUCAAGUCUUCCUUGACGAAGACUCUGGUAUAUGAUCGAGCUGGGGACCAACAUUAUGAUACGAUUUCUGCAUUUCACAAGUCGGUUCGAGGCAGUGACCCAGACGCUGCGCUUUACUACUUGGCUCGGAUGUUACAAUCAGGGGAGGACCCCUUGUAUGUGGCGCGCAGAAUGGUCGUUAUAGCCUCAGAAGACGUCGGACUGGCUGAUAACAGCAUGUUGAGUCUUGCAACCGGAGCAUACACGGCAGCGGAGAAGAUAGGGAUGCCUGAGUGUAGGAUCAACCUGGCGCACGUCACGGUAGCACUCUGCUUGGCCCCGAAGAGCACAAGAGCCUAUCGUGGCCUGAACAAUGCUUAUGCUGCAUUACGAGAACCCGGCGUUGCCAGUUUACCUGUCCCGAUACACCUGAGGAAUGCUCCGACAAAGCUGAUGAAGGAGCUUGGCUAUGGCGACCAGUACAAGUAUAACCCGAACUACAAGGACGGCAAGGUGGAACAAGAAUACCUUCCCGAACAACUUCAAGGACGUACAUUUUUGGAGGACAGAGAUCUAGGAACCGAAAUCGACCCGGGCGCCUGGUCUUGA
This is a messenger RNA of Drepanopeziza brunnea f. sp. 'multigermtubi' MB_m1, 1629 nucleotides long. RefSeq lists its product as uncharacterized. Lineage: Eukaryota; Fungi; Ascomycota; Leotiomycetes; Helotiales; Drepanopezizaceae. Gene Ontology annotation, molecular function: ATP hydrolysis activity; enzyme activator activity; DNA binding. The record is from RefSeq and is a predicted model, not a curated record. Gene Ontology annotation, biological process: DNA synthesis involved in DNA repair; DNA repair; DNA-templated DNA replication. Gene Ontology annotation, cellular component: nucleus.